Molecule: messenger RNA, 1410 nt
Organism: Theobroma cacao (cacao)
Lineage: Eukaryota; Viridiplantae; Streptophyta; Magnoliopsida; Malvales; Malvaceae
Product: UMP-CMP kinase 3-like
Biological process (GO): pyrimidine nucleotide biosynthetic process; 'de novo' pyrimidine nucleobase biosynthetic process
Molecular function (GO): ATP binding
Source: RefSeq, a predicted model, not a curated record
CUAAAACUCGUCUAUUUAAAAGCCUGCGCUCGCACUUUUUGAUCAAGUCUCCUUUCCCUCCAUUCUCUCCUUUCUCCUUUCUCCUUAAGUUUACACGUGUAGCCUUUAAGUGGCUAUUUUACUAAUGGGAACUGCCGAUGCUGCAAGCAAGGAUGUAACUGUUAGGUUGGCUGAGAAAAACCCCAUAGUGGUUUUUGUUUUAGGUGGUCCGGGUAGUGGGAAAGGCACCCAGUGUGCAAAUAUUGUGCAACACUUUGGUUAUACCCAUCUGAGCGCUGGAGAUCUUCUUCGAGCAGAAUGUAACUCUGGUUCUGAAAAUGGAACCAUGAUUCAAAACAUGAUGAAUGAAGGAAAGAUUGUUCCUUCUGAGGUAACAAUUGAGCUUCUUCAAAAAGCAAUGUUGGAAAGUGGUAAUAACAAGUUCCUAAUUGAUGGUUUUCCUCGUAACGAAGAAAACCGUGCAGCAUUUGAAGCUGUUACUAAGAUUGAGCCGGAGUUUGUCCUGUUUUUUAAUUGCCCUCAAGAAGAAAUGGAGAGGCGUAUUCUGAACAGAAACCAGGGAAGAGAAGAUGAUAACAUUGAAACAAUAAGGAAGCGAUUUAAGGUGUUUGAAGAGUCCAGUCUUCCUGUAAUUGAGUACUAUAAGGCCAGGGGGAAGGUUCGAGAGAUUGAUGCUGCGAAAUCCAUUGAAGAGGUGUUUGAUGCACUUAAAGUUAUUUUCACCACAACAGUUGGGAAGGUGGUCACCACCUAGGUGUUGCAACACUACCUGAGAUAAAAGAGCAAUUAAAUAGAGGCUGGACACGUGUUAAUUGCUACCAUCGGGUAGGAGCUGCCUCUUACAUUAAUAAAAGAUCCACUUAUGUUACAACAGAAGAUUAUUUUCAUUCAAACUUGAACCGCUAGUGAAAGCAAAAGAUCUGCUGACAACAAAUUUUCCUUUUAGUGGUUGGCAUUAGCACCAUUGCUUGAAUCCUUUAUAAGAUUGAAGCUUGAUAGAACUUAGUGUAGUUUUAUGUCACUUAUUCAAUCCAUCUUCCUGAAGAGCAAAGAUCUAUAUUCAUGUUAAUUGAAGUAACAAUCCAGAACAAAAGAAAUAAAGAAGUUGGAGAGAGAGAGAGAGAGAGAACAAGGAGAUAAAACUCACAUUAUCACUAACAAAUUUCUCUGAGUUAUGGCACUUUGAGGAGAAGUUCACAUGCUCCUGGUGUAUAUUGGAAGUACAUGACGUUGAUGGAAAUUCCACAGCAUCUGUUCACUUUUCAGGUAGAUGUUGCAAUGCUGUUGACUGCUUCAACUUGAUCUUCUGUCCUUUUUGUAUUUGUACUUAUUCACAUCUGAUUCUUUGUUAAGUCCAACAACAUUGCCACCCUUUACUUUCCUGUUAAUGUCAUAAUAAUUUCCUUUUGA